Messenger RNA from Oryza brachyantha (malo sina), 1886 nucleotides. Its product is annotated as F-box protein At5g49610-like. The transcript is spliced from 2 exons. Bases 36 to 1562 code for a protein of 508 amino acids. Gene Ontology annotation, molecular function: protein binding. The record is from RefSeq and is a predicted model, not a curated record. NCBI's taxonomy places the organism in Eukaryota, Viridiplantae, Streptophyta, Magnoliopsida, Poales, Poaceae.
UCCGUCUCGAUCACUCUCUCCUCCCUUCCGCCGCGAUGGGGAGCUCGCCGGCGGCGAGGAUGGCGGCGGUGGAGGAGGAGGAGCUGACGAGGAUUCACCAGGAGAUGCUGCGGAGGCCGACCGCCGGGGAGGUGGAGGCGGCGGCGGUGCUGGCAUCGGCGGAGGCCGAGGACGCCGCCGGCGCUCGGGUGGAGGACGCGGCGCCGCCGGGGGAGGAUGUUUCCGGGGAGCUCGUAGACGUGCUGCUGGAUGCGCGGGAGAACGCCGUCCCGUCGAUCGGUUUGCUUGAGCGGGCGUCGCGGUUGGUUGCGCCGUUGUGUGAGCAUCCGGCUGCUGCUGCUGCUGCUGCUGCGGCGGCGGCGGCGGCGGAGUCGGCGGAGGAUAGGGUCGACUCUCCUGAGGGGCCGACGACGCCGGAAGAACGGGCAGAGGCCGUGAAGAGCCAGAGGACACCUUGCCGCUUCGCCGGUGGCCUCGACGACGAGAUGGUCCUGUGCGAGAUCCUCGUGCGCCUGCCGGCGAGGUCCCUCCUCCGCUGCCGCGCCGUGUGCAGGUCGUGGCGCCGCCUCACCUCCGACCCUUCCUUCCUCCUCGACCACCACCGCCGCCAGCCGGAGCUCCCGCUCAUCUACUUCCGCCGCGGCAACAGCGACUGCGUCGACGCCAUCGACCUCCAGGCCGCCCAGCUCCGCCCCAUCGUCCACGACACCUCUCCGUUCGGCUACAGCGUCGUCGCCUCCUGCUCCGGCCUCCUGCUCCUCUCCUCCCCCGGCCACUUCUACAUCUUCAAUCCGGCAACCAAUCAGUGGACCACCAUCCCGCAGCUCAUCGGAGCCGAUUUCUUGGGGCUUUACCAGCACAGCCCGUCGGGCGAGCACAGGCUGCUGUACGGUGAAUUCCAUGGAGAAGAAGACUGCGUCUACAACAUCCUCACAUUGGGCUCCGAUGAGCCAAGGCGCAUCACAAUGACCAUGGGAUCAGAUUCAGAGCCUGUGGAGCAGCCACUGGCAAGGGAAUUCCUGAUGCACGCCCGUGGCGAUCGGUCGGUGCUGGUGCGCGGCAGCCUGCACUGGUAUCUGAGGCACAGAGAUGAAGGCUGCAAGAUAAUGGUGUUUGAUACAGAGAGUGAAUCGUUCCGGUGGAUGCGCCACCCCGACACUCCCGGUUGGAUGCUCUUCUUGGAGAUGGACAACACCCUCGUCUUCUCCGCAGUCGAAAGCAUGUCAAGGUUGAGCAUCUGGGUGCUGCAGGACCAUGAGAGGGGCAUUUGGGCAUGCAAGCACAGCAUCGAGUUGCCGGUGGCGCAGAUUAGGCAGUUUCCAGGGUGUAAUGUUGAGCACACUGGCUGUUUCGCGACGGUUGUUUCCGUGGAGGGGGAUGUGCUGGUCAGAUGUUCGAAUUGGAUUUUUCACUGUGAUAGGAAGGGCAAUUUGUUGGCAACUUUCCAGUUUGAUGGGCAGCUGCCAAUGAAUUGCUUGCAUAGGCUCAAAGAAAGUCUUGCCCUUCAUCCGCUCUUCCAGAUGCAACAUAACAAUGGUGUGUGCUUGCCACCUUUAUUGUGAGGGUGGCAGAGUGAUAGCAUUGGUACUUCUACAUAAUUUUUGAGGUGGCUUGCCAAAUGCUGUCAUGGUGCUGCUUCUGAUGGUAUUUGCUGCCCUUUGGAUAUUUUGUCUGAUACUAGGUUUGUCUAUAUACAGCUCCCAAUACAUAAUUUGCCCUGGACUUUAGAAUAAAAAUGAGUUUGUUGUGUACCUGUGGUGAUCUGCCUAUAUAAUGAGCUAUAUGACAUGGUGCUAUUUUCCAUAUUUGCUCUACUGUCGGUCUGUCUACUUUGUAUCGUCUUAUUUUGGUGAUCUUAAUGAACUCCAAAAAUAAGUGUGCUUGCA